Messenger RNA from Cyprinodon tularosa, 4011 nucleotides. Its product is annotated as G-protein coupled receptor 55. The record is from RefSeq and is a predicted model, not a curated record. The transcript has 3 exons. NCBI's taxonomy places the organism in Eukaryota, Metazoa, Chordata, Actinopteri, Cyprinodontiformes, Cyprinodontidae. The coding region runs from base 1864 to 2925 and encodes 353 amino acids. Gene Ontology annotation, biological process: phospholipase C-activating G protein-coupled receptor signaling pathway; positive regulation of Rho protein signal transduction. Gene Ontology annotation, molecular function: G protein-coupled receptor activity. Gene Ontology annotation, cellular component: membrane.
AUUCAUUACUCUAUUGAUCACCUUGGCAGUUAUUCAGGUGAUAUAGCAUCACAAAGACAAGACAAUUAUUGUUAAAGUAAUAAGAUAUUUUAGAAAUAGAACAGAAAAAAAAAACACAUUAUAAUCAACAGUGGUACAUAUCCUCUUAACAGACAUAGACAAAUGAAGAUGAUAAUAGUGAAAAAAGUAGCACCAGCUGUAGUACAAAGUGCUGCAACUAUAGGAGUUCAUUAUCAGUAUAAUAAUUACAAUGAUAAUUAAGUAUUUCUAAUCAAUUACUAUGUGUUUUAAAUGCACUUUAUACAAAAUAAAGUGUAGAUGGAUGAUGUAAAAAGUAUUUAAAGAUAUGAAUUAACAUGCAGUAUGCAAAGUAAUGUUUAAACAUGAACUGUUUUCAAAAAGCUUUGCUUUUUUAUUACUGGCCAUGGAAUUAAUUUUAUUACAUCUGUUCAGUGUGUUAUAUAUAAAAAAUUUAAUGUUUAAAAUAUUAAAUGUGUCGAAUUUAUGUCCAGUUAUGCAGAAUUAUUUACAACCCAUUGUAUUCAGUAAUAUACAGUCCAUAUUUGAUUGUAUUUUCCAAAUGAAAUGGGUGUAGAAAUCUUCAAAUCUCAAGCCAUCGAUCUUAUAUAAAAGUGUUUAAAAUAAUCUGCUUUUAGAGUCAAGGCUUGAGUUAAUCAUUCUAGACGCUUUACAGUACCUUUUAUAAAACAGCAGAUGGCAGUUAACGUAUCAGACUCACCUCAGUUCACAGAAGUUUCCUGACAUCCUUUGAAGUGAAAGUAAUAAUCAGAAAGCUUCACCCUCAGUGAGUCUGUCCAAGCAUAUAGCAUUCCUCUGUGAGGUGACUUUGGUAAGCUCAAACCUCCAUCUUCCAGCGACAGAAAAAAGACCACACAGAAAUUCUCACACUUACAAUUCAGUCAAGUCAUUUCAUCACAUGAAACCAGGAAACCAUCAAACAUAAUCACUGUCAAAAAUCUGCUUCUGCAGCUUCCCACAGUCAGUUAUAACUAAGCGCUCACUCAUUCCCUUUGAUAUGGGAAGAUAAAAUGUCAGCACCCCUACCUGUUCAAGAAUCACAGUUUGGUCUUUUUAGUCCUGAAUUACUCAUCUCUGUAAAAAGAUUAAGAUGAAAUCAAAAAAAGUGAAGAAAGAUUGCAUAAACCACUAAAGAGAUAUUUCAAGUCACACCUUUAAGAAUAAAAUGUCUCAGUAUUAAAAGGACUAAAUAAUCACCUGGAAAUUUCAGUUUGAGGAAACAAAAAACAAAUACAUAAACAGUCAGAGGAAGCCGGUGGCAUUUACUGGCACUGAUGUUCCCUCAAUUUCAUAUCUCAAUUUUUUUUUUUUCUCGUAUUGUGCUGUUGAUUUUAGGUAACGACAGUCUCCUUGAGCCUUUAUAGUCAGGUGAUCACUCCCUUAGUUUAAUGUGGCCUGCAAUGCUUCACAAUCAAUGUGUUGGUUGAAGAUAAGUGUUGGUGGUCAGGUGGAAAUUUGUGGUUUUCACUGGAAAGUGUUGGCUGAAUGUUCCUGAACGCUGUGGAAACCAUUGAAAAAGCAUAUCAACAAAAAAAGUAUGGUGUGAAAAUGAAUAAGAAGCUUCACAGGCAGGUUAAUAAAAUGCAAACCAAUUGUAAAAAUGUUGUCCCACAGAGUGCAAUAGCUCGACAAUAUCGAUUUUGAAAUAGCUUCAAACAAAGUAAGGUAGAAACAUCGUUAUAGUCUGAGAAAGAUCUCCUUCCUCCACCUUUGCUUUUAUUUUGCCACUUUGCAAGUGACCAUUUACAUUGGGAACUCAUACCAUGGCAGUUUAAGACUUGCUGAACAAGUUCAGCUGAAAAAAAAACACAUCUAAGCAAACACAUGUGUGGCAUGACGCAGGAAGUGGUGAUGAAACAACAAGAGGCAGAAAAGCAGAAGCUGUCUGGCACUGUAGAGACACACAGAAAGAAACGGCAUAAUUCCUUUGCGACAAUGAUGAGCAACAACAGCACAAACUCCUGUUCAACUGAAAAUGUUGACAAAAUGAUGCAAUAUUUAGAGCUGAUCAUCUACAUUCCUAUAUUCUGCAUUGGGAUAGUUUUAAAUCUGACGGCUCUGAUGGCGUUUUGCUUGUGCCUCCGAAAGUGGACUGAGACAACCAUCUUCAUGACUAGCUUGGCUCUAAUGGACCUCCUCCUUCUCUUACCUCUACCCUUCAAAAUGCACGCUGCAAAUCACAAGUGGUCGGGCCGAUCCCAGAUGUUCUGUUCCUUUCUGGAAAACCUUUAUUUUUUUAGCACAUAUGGCAGCAUCUACAUGAUUAUGUGCAUAGCAAUUGAUAGGUGGCUGGCAAUAUGUUAUCCAUUCAAAGCCAAGCAGCUGCGCUCCCCCAGAGCAGCUUUCUUAGCCUCCCUGGGGAUCUGGAUUCUGACUUCUUCUGCAGUCUUUCCGGUCAUCUACAACUUAAGGGAGAAUUAUACAGAGGACUUCCACUGCUUCCACGGGUUUUCAGAGAAAGGCUGGAGUCCAGUGGUGAUCAUUUGCUUGCAGGUGUUUGGUUUUCUGGGGCCUGCGCUCGUGGUGGUUAGCUGUUCGGUUCAUACCAUCUGCGUUCUUCAGGAGUCUGGCCAACGUAGCCCAAAAAGCCAGGCCUGCAUCAAGAUCAUCUACAGCAGCCUGGGGGCCUUCUUGGUGCCGUUCACGCCGAGCCAUCUGGCCAUCUUCCUGCAGUUUCUGGUUCACCAGAAGGUGAUUAAGGACUGCAACACCGAGCAAAGUAUGAGCUUGUUCAUACAGACGGCCAUGUGUUUGUCCAACAUCACCUGUUGCUUGGAUGCUUUUUGCUACUACUUUGUUGCUCACGAGGUGAGGAGCACCAAAAACAGCUUCAGGAUGAGAACACUGAGCCAAAGAAGAGGCAAUUCCAGCACUUCAGAGGUCUGAACAUUUAGCAAAAGGCUGAAGAUGUGACUUGGAUACGACAGAGUGGGGUCAUAUUCAUUGUUUUUUGGCAAGUUAGUAAAAUAGACUGAGCAAGAAGCUCUUGCUUUUGAGAAAGUACAACAUGCAACUUAGAACAAUGGGAAAUGAACCAGGUCAGCGAACGAUGAUAAAUUUAACCACUGAGCUGGAGCAGCAAGCCAGGUGACGCAUUUUUAACCUCAAAGAGCACUGGUAACCAAAACAUAGGCGGCAAAAAGGAAACCUUCCACUACAGAUGGAGAAUUUGAAAGGUGCUUUUUAAGAUGGUUGAGAACCUUUAGCUUGCUGACUCCAUGAUAAGAAACUGACUUGUGGUAUGAUUCAUUUUAAAUCUGGCACAGUUGCAGAUCUUUGUUGCUUUGAUUCAGAACAUCAGGAGUCAAACAGAAAAAAAGAAGAGUUAAGUAAAGUGUUCCUUUAAAUAGAAGACCAAAAGAUCCCUGUUCUCAAAUAUUAAACAUUUCUAUUUUAUUCGACUUUUUUUAAGGGUAUUGUUUGUUAUUUUAGCCCUUUCUGGACAAAUGAAUAUUAGACAAAGGGUGGCUGAUAAAGGCAUCUGUACACAUUCCAAUACCAACAAAUAAAUAACGUGAUCUUAGAAAGCAUUCAUGUAUUUCACAUUUAUUUGAAACAAGUUAGUUUUACUUGUUUUUAUUUUUAGAAUCUUUGUUUAGGCUUUUUUGUAUGUUACAAGUGGUUGAAGUCAGAUGACUUAUCUGUAGAACAAAUAACUGUGAAUCUGAGCCUUAAAUGAUAGAGUGUAGUUUAAGGAGUUACGGAUAUUCUGAUGUUUUUGACUGUUGAAAUAAAGUUCUGUUUGUGUUUAUAUAUGUUCAGUUAAUUACACAAACUGCUCCGAGUCAGAGAGUCAGAGUGGAAAACAUACUCAUGUUUUAUAUUACUGAAAUUCUUGAAGGGUAUUUUAUGUCACUGUCAUUUAAUUUUAAAUAAGCAAGAUUUGUAUAUCACUGUAACAAAACCAGUAUUGUUUUUCAAUUCAGCCGUACGGCGUUCUGCUCAGCAACUAUUAUAUUAGCAUUAUGUGUA